Messenger RNA from Diorhabda carinulata, 4209 nucleotides. RefSeq lists its product as uncharacterized. Bases 266 to 1327 code for a protein of 353 amino acids. The record is from RefSeq and is a predicted model, not a curated record. Lineage: Eukaryota; Metazoa; Arthropoda; Insecta; Coleoptera; Chrysomelidae. The transcript has 4 exons.
GAAAGAUCGGGCGGCAUCGGAGAUUUAGACAUACAAGAAGAGAAGCUAAUUCACACUGGUAUGUAUAAAUGAAGAAUGCAAAAAUGCUAAGUUAUAAAUGUUUUGAAGCAUUUAAUAACCUAAGUGAAUAUGAAACCUUUGUGAUAAUGUUUUAUGUGUAAAUAAAAAUUGGGUUUAAAAGUAAUUACAAAUAGAUAUAGAAAUGUGAUUUUACUAAUACGAUUAAUAUAAUUUUCUUAAAAAUACAAAAAUUCUAUCUCUACAAAUGAGAACGAAGAAUUUUCUGCUUACAAUAUGCGUGAUGAUAUCUAUAAGCUUAAUUUUUAUUAUAUUUGGCCAAGAAAAACCAGAAAGUAUUCAAAAUAUCGUCUCUACAACAAAUGAACAAAUAAAAAAUUUCAAGGAUAAUCUAAGAGAUGCCGAAACGAAAACUCUUAACGCCGAUGAGAAGUACUUAAAUCUUUUGGGCUUCUCUGAUAAACCUCGUUUAUUCCCGAAAGAUAUAUGGCGAAAUACGUCAUUACCAGUUGUUGUUACUUAUGUGCAAGAGGCUGAAGAGAGCCAAGCCAUUGGAAUUAUUAUCAAUAUCGGUAAAAUGCUCCCCAAUAACACAAUUUUAAUUUAUAAUUUAGGCUUAGAUGACCAGGGGUAUAAAUUGCUCACAAAUUUUUGUAACAAUUCGAGAUGUCAAGUUAUUAAUUUUGAUUUGGCACAAUUUCCGCAACAUGUUAGUAUGAACAUUCUACAUGCGUUUCGUCCUCUAGUAAUUCAGGACGCUCUUCAACGUACCGGAGCAAUUUUCUUCCUAGAAUCAAACUACCGCUUAACCCAAAACGUGAUUACGACAUUAUAUGAAGAAAGAGCUUCACUAACAGGUAUUUUAGCUUGGCCAUUCAACAUAAGAAAUCCCGUAUCGAGUUUAACCCACAAAAAGAUGUUCGAAUAUUUCCACACCGACGCUGACAACUUUUUAUUUCUCCAAAUGGUAAAAGCCGAAGUUCUCCUCGUCGUUAACACUUUAACCAUACAUAAAAACGUGAUGUUACCUUGGGUCCAAUGCGCUUUAACUCAAGAUUGCGUUAUACCGAUCGGAGCGCAAUCUGCCGGAUGUAAAUUCGACAAGAGACCUCAGUAUAGGUAUUCAGGUUGUCAUACUUAUGACACUUCGGCGUUAAAUAUCGUUUUAGGACAGUUGUUCAAACAGAACAGUUCGCAGUAUACUUAUAGUGGACCAGUAAAUGUGUUCGAUACUGUUUCGUUGAGUUUAGCGAACGUUUUACUUAAACAACUCGAGUUGAACUCCACCACCGAUUUAAUACGCGAUUGAAAUCAUCAGAAAAUGACGUCGGAUAUACUAAAUUAUUACAUUCGUGAUACCAAAAUACAAAUUCAUUCAAAUUUUCGACUUACCCCGGUGUAAUUUUUUAUUAACGAGAUAUACAAGAUGCGUACAGUGUUGCCACAAGUUGUAAAUUGUAUAUUUUUCGAGUAAAGUGAUGAUUGCGAGUCACUUUUUCCAUUUUUGAAAAACAGUUUGCUCAAAAAAAGUUACUUCGGUAAAAUUUUGUUUUUUUAUGCGAAAAAUGUUUUAAAUUAAAAGUUGACAAGUAACAUUUAAAUCGGAAGUCAAAAUAUUCACGUUUUUUGUUCAAAUCCCUCGUAUAAUUCCAAUAUUACGGGGACCCAAUAAUAACCGGAAUAACAUCACAUUGGGCGGUGUAUUUGUAGUAUAUGGAAUUUUUUUCGAUAAUAAAUAUUUUUUUUUCAAACAAUUCGAGGUUAUUUUUGGGUUUACCCUUGUAUACAACUUCAAAUUUAUUUUCAGUGCCAUAUUACAUAUCUAACUUUUUAUAUUGAUUAUGUAAAUAUUUAUUCAUUAAUUAGGUUGUUCUAUAUGCAAAAGGUGGUACGUGGCAUUUAAAAAAAGUUUCAAACUACUCUUGUCGUUCAUCAGAUACCUAACCUCCAAACGGGUGUUCCGAAGCAUUUUUAGCAUGAAUUGGAAUCGAUUUCUGAAUCCACAAAUGCUUUCAGUGACUCCAAAGAAAUCGAAUACCGUUUUAGGAGAAUCGAGAUCAAUUAUUAAUUUAUACUAUUCCGAAAAUAAUGUUUCUAUUUUCUUUUGAUAAUCGAAAUUCAUUAAUUGGAAUAAUUAAUUCAUAAAAAAAUCUGAAAGCAGUUUCUAUUUUUUUUUUUUAAUCAAAAUCGAUUUUUGACUCAUUGGCCAUUUCUAGUGAUUCCGAAAGAACCGAAAAGCGUUUUACGAGAAUCGAUAUAGAUUAUCAAUUCAUAAAAAAGAAAAAUCGGAAAAUAAAGUUUCUAUUUAAUAUCAUUACUUUUUUGGAAGGGAUAGCAGUCCAUGAACAAUCUAAUGUUUUAAUAUACAUUUUGAAGCACGUAAUUAUGUUUCUAUUGCGGUAACUGUCAUCGAUGUAAAUAUUUUGUAAGUGAAAAGUGGCACUUAAGACGUUUUGCAUAAGACCUAAUUUGCUUUUUUUGUCAUUCUAGUCAUAAAGUAUUAACAUAUCAAUAAUAUAAGAUUUUUGGUGGUUGUUUUCGAAAUUGGACAUAUACAUAUGUCGAUUUUCGAAGAGAACAUUCCAUUGGAGUUUAAAAGUGCUUUGGAGGUGAAUUAAAUGUUCUAUACAAACUUUUUUUUACAAUAAAUAGCUUUUAAUCCAAAAAAAAUUAGUACUUUAAUUUUUUUUAAAUCCUUCAGGGAUCAAAUUAUAAGGAGGAAAAUCAAUUUUUGAUACUUUAUAUUAGAAAAGACAAUUUUUGUUCAAUUUAUGUCUAGAAAACUGAACUUUUGACUGAAUUAAACUUAUAAAAUCCGAUUUUUGGCACAAUUAAACUUUAUAAAGCCAAUUUUUGACUAAUUUGAACAAAAAAAACUUUUUAUGCGCUUAUUAAUACUCAGUAAAGACUUUUUUGAUGAAAUGAUACUGAGACAUGCUAAUUUUUGACACAUUCAAACCUUAAAAUCAAAUUUUUGGCCAAAUUAAAUUUAUAAAAUCGAAUUUUUGACAUAUUAUCUCAGUAAAGACAAUUUUUGAUAAAUCCAAAUCUAGAAAACAAAACUUUUGACCACAAAAGUGGUCGGGUGAACCCAGUUUUGACCAAUUUAAAUUUUAUUUAUAAAAGUUAUUUUUAUUUAUUCAUAUUAUUCCGAGGAAAGCCAUUUUUCGAGAAAUUAUUUAAAAACAGCCAAUUUUUCACCAAUUCAAACCCAGAAUAUUCGAAUUUUGGAUAAAUUAAACUUAUAAAAUUCAUAUUACCUCAGUAAAAACAAUUUUUGACGAAUUCAAAUCUAAAAAGCCAAUUUUUGACGACUUUAAACUCGGGCGAACUCAAUUGUGGCCAAUUUAAAGGAAGAAAAGUAAAUUUUUUAAUAAUUAGGAUUUAUUAAAUACAUUUUUAAUUAUUAUAUCGACUCGGAAGCCAAUGCUCAACAAAUUAUUCAAAAACAGCCAAUUUUGGAACGAUUUAAACCUAGAAAAGCCAAAAUUAAACUCGUACAAGCCCAUUAUUAACUAAAUCAAAUUCAAAAAAACCUUUUUUAGACCAAGUAAAAGGAAAGCCAAUUAUUGACAAAUUUCAACUUUUCACAACAAUAGAAUAAAAAUUCAAUCAUCCCUUCCCAUUUUUUUUUAAUAUUAAAAUAAAAUUUAAUUCAGCGUUUUAUUUCGAAUGUUUUUAUAUAACGAAAAUGCAGCUGAUUAAUUUCUAUUUUAGCUUGUUUAAAAAAAAAUGGUUUUUAAGGGUAUUAAAUCAAUAAAAAUUCAAUGUUUUUGUUCAUUUUUUUGUAAUAUUCUCGUUUAAAUGCUUAUUUUUGUGUUUACAUUAAAUUUUUUGUUUUUAUUGUAUAAUAACAAAAACUAUGUUUGUUUUAAAACAAAAUCUGAUGAAUAUAUGAUAAAAAUUGAAUUUUUUAAAAUAAUACUUGGUAUACUUAGGGGUAAACAACCACCUAUUCGGAUAGGCGGUGUUUAAAUCAGUUAUUUUUAUCGAGGGUAUAAGAAACAUCGUUUAAAACCUCUGGAUUCGUAUACGGAUGUCUGAACAUAUUCGGGGUGCUUUUUAGAAAGCUGUUCGUCGACUAUUUUAAGGAGAGUUUCGACGUCGAAAUCCUUAUAGUGUUUUCUAAAAACAUCACAGAUGCUUUGAAUGUACCAAGUGCCUUUUUCUUCAUCCCUCACCGAAUAAAAA